This is a messenger RNA of Fusarium venenatum, 486 nucleotides long. Lineage: Eukaryota; Fungi; Ascomycota; Sordariomycetes; Hypocreales; Nectriaceae. The record is from RefSeq and is a predicted model, not a curated record.
AUGCAAACACUGGCCCCUUAUCAGCUGGAGAUGCUUAAUUGGAACGUCUCUUGCGAGUGUAUGCUCCUCAGCACCAUCAUCUUGGCCUUCCCAUUGGCCGUCGCUUCGUGGCCACACAUCGAAGCUUGCCGCAAAGCCUGGCCUGCUGAGCCUUGUGCCUAUAUCGCCGGAAACGCAAUGGUACUAGGCACCUGCGAGAGCGUAUGCGAGACCACCAACUGUCCCAAUAACCUAGUCUGCAAGCCUCGACGUUGGACUCGUCACUGCGACAAUUGUGGCGGUGACCUCAACACAGGUGGCAAUCGUGGAAAUGAGAGACCACCUCCUCUGCCGGACGAGUGGGAGAGGGUGAAGCUUUUGGUAGAGGAGGUUUUGAAGAUUGUGCAAAAGCAUGCUCAAGCUGAUGAGAAGAGUGAGGGCAAUGCUGCAUUUGGUGGCUUGGCUCGACUGUUCUUGACAUACUUGGCACAGAUAUUACAAAUGUGA